Atta colombica is the source of this 642-nucleotide messenger RNA. Its product is annotated as cytochrome P450 9e2-like. The annotation marks the transcript as partial. The record is from RefSeq and is a predicted model, not a curated record. Lineage: Eukaryota; Metazoa; Arthropoda; Insecta; Hymenoptera; Formicidae. Gene Ontology annotation, molecular function: iron ion binding; monooxygenase activity; heme binding. The transcript has a single exon.
UUUAACUUUUUUAAAAGACAUGGUAUUAUUCACAUACCAUCUAUUCCAAUAUUAGGUGCCAUGGCACCAAUUAUAUUUCGCCGAAUGUCAUUUGUCGAUUUCACCAGAAAAAUAUACAAUUUAAAUCGAGACGCAAAAUACAUUGGACUUUAUGCUACAAUGAAGCCAGUUCUUAUGCUCCGUGAUCUGGAAGUGAUCAAGGAUGUUGUCAAGAAUUUCGAUACGUUUAUCAAUAAUCCCACUUUCAUUGAUGCUAAUGACUAUGUGCUUUCACAGAGUCUGUUUGGUCUGCAAAACACAAAGUGGCGGCACGUAAGAAAAUUACUAUCUCCGUUCUUUACCUCUAGUAAGAUGAAAAUUAUGUUUACUUUUAUGUCGAAACAUGCUGCGGAUUUUGCUGAAUUGAUGUCAACAUUACCAGCCUAUAAAAGUGACAUUAAUAUGAAAGAUAUCUUCGAUAGAUAUACGAACGAUGUCAUUGCCUUAUGUAUUUACGGAAUGAAGAUCGAUUCUAUAAGAGAUCCAACAAACAAGUUUUAUAUUUGUGGCAAAGAUAUAACUUAUGCGUCAGCAAUACGUAGCAUAAAGUUUAUUUUUAUUAGAACCUUUCCGAAGCUCGGACGAAUACUUAAUAUAAAACUU